AUGGACGGAGACGAGAAAAGAGACAUAUACUACAGACUUGCAAAGAAGAACAAGUACAGGGCUAGAAGUGUGUACAAGCUCAUGAACAUAGAUGAGGAGUACAAUCUGUUUCAGAACAUCGAAAAUGUUGUCGACUUAUGUGCAGCACCAGGAAGUUGGUCCCAGUAUGCAUGUGAGAAAUUGAUGAAAAAAGGUGGAAAUCCAAAGGUGGUGUCUGUGGACGUGCAGGACAUCAUACCCAUAGAGGGUGCAACAUGUAUCAAGGAUGAUAUAACCUCUACUUCAUGCCUAGAGAGUAUACUAGAAGUGCUCGAUGGGCCUAGAGCGGAUCUUGUGAUGUGUGACGGUGCACCCGACAUAACAGGGAUUCAUGAGAUAGACGAGUACUUACAGAUGGAAUUAUUGAUGUCUGCACUUGCCACUUCAUUGAGGAUUUCAAAGGCAGGGUCUUCAUUUGUAGGCAAAUGCCUUCAAGGGGAGUAUAUCUCAUGCAUGGCCAACCAUUUCGGGAGGUUCUAUAAUAAGACUGCACUACUGAAACCAAAGGCAAGCCGAACCGAGUCCAUGGAAUGCUUUCUAUAUUGCACGGGGAUGAAAGCCAUAGGUAUUGACCCUUAUGAGAUUGAUACGACUAUAGGGCGUAAUGUACCCAUACUACUCUGUGGAUAUGGGAAAGAGCCGGGACUUGAAUACAUUGUGAACCAAGAUAAAUAA
Messenger RNA from Encephalitozoon romaleae SJ-2008, 714 nucleotides. RefSeq names its product ribosomal RNA methyltransferase. Gene Ontology annotation, cellular component: cytoplasm. The transcript has a single exon. The coding region runs from base 1 to 714 and encodes 237 amino acids. Gene Ontology annotation, biological process: cytoplasmic translation; tRNA methylation. Lineage: Eukaryota; Fungi; Microsporidia; Unikaryonidae. Gene Ontology annotation, molecular function: tRNA methyltransferase activity. The record is from RefSeq and is a predicted model, not a curated record.